Anopheles merus is the source of this 1499-nucleotide messenger RNA. RefSeq lists its product as uncharacterized. Gene Ontology annotation, molecular function: zinc ion binding; nucleic acid binding. The coding region runs from base 37 to 1128 and encodes 363 amino acids. The record is from RefSeq and is a predicted model, not a curated record. The transcript has 2 exons. NCBI's taxonomy places the organism in Eukaryota, Metazoa, Arthropoda, Insecta, Diptera, Culicidae.
ACAAUUCAGAAGUGGGAUACACCGUUUGCGCCGAAAAUGCUUACAAAAGAGGAACUUCUUUGUGCUUUGCAAGUUGCUAACAUCGAAGUGCCUCCGAAAGCAACUUUACCACAACUACGCAUGUUGUACGAGCAAAGUGUACCGAAAACCAAAAUGGAGGAACAAUCAACACAGAAUUUCAUUCUUCCAAGUGUGUGUGCAGAUGAAGACGAUGUGACGAACAAUGGAAACCACGUUGCAGCAGCCGCCAUCUUGAUGAAAGACAAAGCUGCUCCCACAUCUUCGACGCAAGGUGCUUCAUUCGACGUAAAUUCUCAUCAUUUGGAAUUAAUGGCGCUACGAUCAAAAAUCAUGGAAAUGGAACAGCGGCAGACGUUUACGGAUGGUCGAUUGGUUCAUCCCGAGGAGUUGAAACAUUUGAUACCGGAAUUUUCUGAUGGCCUCGGUAUUAAUAAGUGGAUCAAUACGAUUCGCUACAAUAGUGAAUUAUAUGGAUGGCAGGAUCGAACGAUGCUUUUAUAUACAGGCAGUCGGUUGACUGGAGCAGCAAGCGAAUGGUACAAUGGCUUCCGUAACACUUUGAAGACAUUCGACGAAUUCGCUGACACAAUUAAAAAGGCUUUUCCUGAUCGCUGUAACGAAGCCGUAAUUCAUAGCCAAUUAGCGUCGGUCUACAAGAAAAUUUCUGAGUCGUACACAAGCUAUGUAUACCGAGUAAAUGCGCUGGGAAUGUCAGGCAACGUGAGUGAGGAGGCUAUCAUAACUUAUGCCAUCAGAGGACUUUCUCGUGACCCUCUCUAUGACAGCCUUGUAACCAAGGAUUACCGCGAUAUUUACGACUUGAUUGACAACAUUAAGCGAUAUGAAUCCCAUCUUCUGUUGCGCAAAAACCCAGAACGCCGCAGCCCAUCUCACAUCAACACCAUUUCCCCGAGACCGAUUCCACCAAGACAAACGACGACAGAACCUCUUCGAUGUUAUAACUGCUCGAAUCAUGGACACCAUUCAUCGCAGUGCACACAACCUCGCCGAGCUCCGGGUUCCUGUUUCCGAUGUGGCAGCACAUCACAUGUCAUUCGCAACUGUCCUGUCCCAGAUAGACGUCAACCAACGGUUGCUGCGGUUUAGGGCAACGACAAUGAAACAUCGCAUCUAGAUUCUGGGGAAAAUGGAAACUUCGUUCAACUUGAGGCCUAUCAGGAGUUCUAAAAGCUUCAUAAAUGAAGCCAUUGUUCCGGUUACAAAACUAAGCGCUCCCCAACCAAGUGGAUUUCGAGGAAUAGGAAAUGUGAAUUUACAAACUCUUGGAACAGUACAGUUAAAACUUAGUUUUCGUAAUGAAACACUCAUUCACAAUUUCUAUAUUUUACCAAAAAGCUACAUGUCCCUAUCCAUGAUAGUAGGGAGAGAUUUGUUAUCAGAAUUUAACAUCACACUCGCUCAAUUCCGUAAACAUUACAGCAAACUAAUGCUGAUGAAUUUCAAUAAAGAUAGAAUUC